AUGGAGGAAAAUAUUACAGCAGGAGUUGCAAGAACAUCAGUAUUGAUUGCAGGUGGUAGAGCUUUGGCAACCAAUUCAUUCAUAAACGAACAAUUAAAGAUCUCUGAGAAGCUCGACGAAUCAUUGAUUCCAUACUAUGAGAAUGUCUACAAGAAAGAACCUUUUUACUCAAAUGUUAUUACUGAGAAAGUUGCAAGUUUUGACCCGUAUGCCUAUUUCUUUUGUUGUACAAAAGAAUCAACUGAAAUUCUCUUGGACCAGACGGAAGAAUUCUUAAACAUGAUUCCCACUAAAUUUGCAAGAAAUAAGUUGGUAAAAUAUCUAUUCUCAAAGAAAGGUUUAGAGUUCUCCACUAUUGAAGAGUCAAGGAAAUAUUGUAUUGAACAAUGCACAUCAAUCCAAACUUUUAGUAUAGUGUAUAUGGAUUCAUUGACUAUCAGAAUCGCUCUCAGAAAUAUUUUAAUUGAUGACUUUUUUAUGAAAAAUAUUAAAGACACUUCAACUCAACAAUAUGUAAUCUUGGGUGCAGGCCUUGAUACACGUGCUUUAAGAAUGCCAUUUGCAGAAGGUUCAACCGUUUGGGAAGUUGAUUUCCAACAGACUUUCCAAUUCAAAGAGAUGGUUCUGAAUAAAGCAGUCAAAGUGAUUCCACCAAUUUCCAAAGCAAAGCUUCAUCGUGUAGCAAGCAAUGUCUUGGAAACCAAACAAUGGAUUUCAAGUUUUGGAGAAACUGGAUUCGACAAAACUAAACCUACCGUUUGGCUUUUGGAAGGUCUUGUAAUGUAUUUGACUGACGAAGAGAUAGCUAUGUUGUGUCAAGAGAUUUCAAUGAUUUCAGCAAGUGGAUCAUCUAUAGUUAUUCAAACUUUGGGUAAACAAGGAUUCAUGAGCAAAAUAAUGUCGUCAUUGGUGCCAACACCUUUAAGAGAUGAAUUCAAAUCAGCAUCUGACAAACCAUGUAACUAUAUUAGUAAAUGUGGCUUUACCAACAACAUUGAAAAUCUUACAGAAAAUGAUUUAUGCAAAAGAUAUCACUUUGAUUUCGCUCGUUCUUUCACAUCUAUGGAUUGUGAUUCUGUCAUUGGUGUCGGAUUCAAACCAUAA
Molecule: messenger RNA, 1104 nt
Organism: Heterostelium album PN500
Lineage: Eukaryota; Evosea; Eumycetozoa; Acytosteliales; Acytosteliaceae
Product: class I SAM-dependent methyltransferase
Exons: 2
Coding region: 1-1104 (367 amino acids)
Biological process (GO): methylation
Molecular function (GO): methyltransferase activity
Source: RefSeq, a predicted model, not a curated record